AUGGGGAUCCCUCACUUAACCAGGCACCUGCUUCCAUAUGCCGAAAGUGUCUUGUUAGAUGGGAGGGAAAUCGAUUCAGGACUUCCGCGAGUCCAAGCCGUUGUCAUUGACGGACCCAGUCUAGUAUACCAUGUCUACCGUCGACUCCUGGGCUGGAUGGAUCCAAGCAGUGAUGUCCUUGAUUACCAGCCAACCUGCGACGAGAUCAGUCGUGGGGUCACCAGCUUCCUUCUCCAAUUAACCGAACUGGGAGUUGAAAUACAUAAGAUAUGCUUCGACGGUGCCUUGCCUGUCUCCAAGCGAAAAAUCCGCUUUUCCAGAAUUGAAAAAUUACGACAUCGACUAGAACUGGCUCGCCGAAACCUGUCUCUGCCUGCAACGCCCAAAUGUCGCGAUGUGAUCCCGACUAAACGAGGACAGGUCUGGUGCAGUCGAGGCUUACCUCAGCGACGAAAAGGCCUUCCGGAGAAUCCUUUCAUGGUAUCGGCGGUCUUUGAGGACUUGCGGAACCGAUGGAGCAAGGAACAGAUCCGGAAAGAGAUUGAUGAUGAUAUCAGCUGUCUUGUCGGCGAUACUGAUUACCCCUGGGCGGAAAUCACCGUCAUGGUGCCAGGAGAAGCUGAUGUGGAGUGUGCCCGUGUGGCAAAACUUACCGGUUGCGCAGUGUUGACAGAUGAUUCGGAUCUACUGCUUCACGAUCUUGGUCAGCAUGGCGCGGUCUUGUUUUUAGACUCGGUGCAAACGUCCUCGGGCGUCUGGGAUCCGGCCGAGCCAGAUAUUCGGGGGCUGAGAAUCUGUCCCCAUUCGCUAUCUGGCCGAUUGGGGAUCCCAAGCGUUCAGUGGUUUGCUUACGAAUUGCAAAGAAAUGUUCACCUGCGUUUUGCUGAACUUACCCGGAUAUCUAAGGAGAGCAGUAAGGCGACUGAGCUCUCCUCUGAAUAUCUGGAGUUUCUUCGAGAAUAUCAACACGAGACCACAGGUAAUGAGGUAAUACGUGGAUCAGGGCAGUCUGCACAACCAUUGGAUCCGAGGGUAUCAGAGUUAUUUUGGCAGUAUGAACUUCCUAGUAUCUACUGCUUGGGUGAACAGCCGCACGUCUAUCUCGGCAUUCUGAACGAAGACUCUUCCAGACGAUGUGCCUGGGAACAAGGUCGAACAUAUAGGUCCCUUGGGUACUCAUUUUUUAACAUUUCGCGUCCUGCUGCCAAUCGAUUUGCGGCUGUACAUGAAUUCGUCCGCAGAGGUGGAAGGAUCGUGGCCGAGGAGAUCGCUUUAAGCGGAACCAAGACCGUGACUUCUGACCUGGAUCUUCUGCGGAGACGUCUUGCCCAUGCACAUGCUACCUUUGACGAUAGUCUGGCACCGGAGAGCUUCUGGUUUUUGUACGCUCUUUCCGAUAUCUACCGUGAUGGAUCCGGCACCACCACAGUACCGAGUGCGAAGGGAUUGGAGAGCUUUCUUACAAAUGGAUAUAUGGCGCAAAGUACGAAAUGGGCGGACAUUCAUCUUCUUGCUCAAAUGCAAGCUGGACUGUACUCUUUACGAAUUCUGAAGCAGCUCCUCGAUAUCGCAGCUCCUGGUGAUGACUUGGUUGAAUCCGGCUCACUACUCGCGGAUUUACCUCCACUACACAUAAUGAUGUCGCGACAGAAGAUGAUCCAGAGCUUUGCCAACACUCGUCUUGUCCGGCAUGCGGUUCGUCAAUUGAUAGAAACGUAUGGUUAA
Penicillium samsonianum is the source of this 1725-nucleotide messenger RNA. RefSeq names its product PIN and XPG domain-containing protein. The record is from RefSeq and is a predicted model, not a curated record. The coding region runs from base 1 to 1725 and encodes 574 amino acids. NCBI's taxonomy places the organism in Eukaryota, Fungi, Ascomycota, Eurotiomycetes, Eurotiales, Aspergillaceae. The transcript has 2 exons.